CAGACGCAGGCUUGAUGCCCGAUUUGGAUAUAACGAGUAAUGAGAUUUAAUCGGGUCUGGCUGUUUAGAAAGUUAUUGAUCCGAUUGUUGUAGAUGAAAUUUUUUAAUGCACUUGAUAAGAGUUUAAAGAGAAACAAUGUUAAAGCCAGAGUCGUACUAUAGUACUAAAGAAAUUGUGGAAGCGCAAGUUAUUGCAGCGAUGCAGAAGCAAGGGUACACCUUGAAUGCUGUAAAUAAUUACGAUGAAAAUUUGCUACACAUAAGCGCGGCGAACGGUUGUCUUGGUAUUGUGAAAGAAAUUUUGGAUCAGAAGGAGAACUGUCGUAUCAUAGAUAGAAAGAAUAAAUUCGGAUGGACUCCGUUGAUGCAAGCAAUUCGUAAUGGAAAUAUCAACACUGUGAAAUUUCUUUUAGAGAGAAACGCCGACGUUAAUCAAAUGACUUAUCUCGGCUUGUCGGUCCUCGGAUUAGCUGCUGCGAUCAGUAAGGAAAUGUUCGAAACAGUGUACAAUGUCUGUCCGAACGCAUUAGCAAACACAGCUAACGAUGACAUUACUCCAUUAUGUGUAGCUGCCAUGAAAAACGACAAGGAACUGUUCCUAAGAUUGUUGGAAUUAGGCAUACCGUCCUCGAUUGCUAAUGGAUAUACUCGCAUUAUGAUGAAGCGUUCCACGGUAUCGGAAAUAGCCGCUCUGGCGAACGAAGAACUGGCCAUAGAUGACUAUUGGAAUGAUACGUCCGAUAAUAUCGAAAUCAUAAGCGAACAAAACAAUAUGACAGAAAAUCGUUCUAUUUCAAAUGAUGACGAGAGUAAAGGAGAAAAACUCAAGCUGCAUUUGUUACAAUUUCCUGCAGUGGAAUCUGACCAAACUAACAGAAUAUCACCAAAUUUAACCUACGAUGUGUUCACAUUCCCAAAAGCUGAUUUUGAGAAAGAUAAUCUUAUAGAAAAGUCAGACGUUAUUUCCCAUGAUGAAAAUAUGAACGAAAAAAGAAUAGAAAAUUAUUUGGAAAAGCAUUCUGCGAUGGACGAGAAUGAGCUUGAAUCAUCUCCAAUUAUACUUCAAAGAUUGCAGUCAGUACGACCUAUGGAUCUUGAUAUAAAGAAUUUUUCGUGCAACAUAACUCUCGGAUAUACACCCGAAUUUAGCCCCGUCAAAUCGCCUAAUGUGCCCCCGGAUGUUAACGAGGAAAAUGUAUUUGGCGAAAAUACUCCAACACCACCGCGCUGCAAAACGCCACCAAAGGGAAUGCUCUUAAACUGGCCACAAACGAAAAUGAUCAUGGUACUAAAACGCUUCGGACUGAGCCAACACAUCUCUAUAUUUCUUGAACAGGAAGUAGAUUUUGACUUAUUUGUAACACUUACGGAUAAAGAUUUGAUAGAGAUCGGUAUCGAAUACGAAAGAGAUAGACGCGAUUUGCUGGAAGCAAUAGAGGAAUGCAUUAAUUACAAAUCAUAUUAA
This is a messenger RNA of Cyphomyrmex costatus, 1465 nucleotides long. Its product is annotated as putative ankyrin repeat protein RBE_0220. The record is from RefSeq and is a predicted model, not a curated record. Gene Ontology annotation, molecular function: RNA nuclease activity; RNA binding; protein binding. The coding region runs from base 137 to 1465 and encodes 442 amino acids. NCBI's taxonomy places the organism in Eukaryota, Metazoa, Arthropoda, Insecta, Hymenoptera, Formicidae. The transcript has 7 exons. Gene Ontology annotation, biological process: RNA processing.